Messenger RNA from Aspergillus wentii DTO 134E9, 240 nucleotides. RefSeq names its product acyl carrier protein. Gene Ontology annotation, biological process: lipid A biosynthetic process; fatty acid biosynthetic process. The coding region runs from base 1 to 240 and encodes 79 amino acids. The transcript has 4 exons. Gene Ontology annotation, cellular component: cytosol. Lineage: Eukaryota; Fungi; Ascomycota; Eurotiomycetes; Eurotiales; Aspergillaceae. Gene Ontology annotation, molecular function: acyl carrier activity; acyl binding. The record is from RefSeq and is a predicted model, not a curated record.
AUGUCUGUUGAGGAAAAAGUAUUUAGAAUAGUUUCGGAGCAGCUUGAGGUGAAGCAGGAAGAAGUUACCAGUGAGAAGAGUUUUGAGAAUGACCUGGGAGCCGAUUCCCUGGUUCUUGUGGAGCUGAUUUUGGCCGUGGAAAAUGAAUUCGAUCUACAAAUUGCCGAUGAAGAAGCACAAAAAUUACAAACAGUUGGGGCUGUUAUCGACUAUGUGAAAGCUCAUAUCAACGUUGAGUAG